CUUUGUACGCCGGCUGACGUGUCUACGGAAGUGGCGGCGAAGGAGGCUCGGCUUGGCGUGUCGGCACCGGCCAGGAAACUUCAGGGUGUUCUUCCCUCUUCUUCCGUCCCUUCCCUUCGCCAUGGCUGCCCCGCGGCUCAUAUUGUCCGUUGCGCUCCUGGCGGCUUCUCCGCCCUUCCUCUCGGCCUUCUACCUGCCUGGACUGGCGCCUGUCAACUUCUGCGAGGACUCGAGCAAGUACGACUGCAAGUCUUCAAUAGAAGUGUUUGUAAAUAGACUGGACUCUGUGGAAUCAGUCCUUCCUUAUGAAUAUACUGUUUUUGAUUUUUGUCAGAUAGCAGGAGAGAAACGUCCUUCUGAAAAUCUUGGUCAGGUAUUGUUUGGUGAAAGGAUUGAGCCAUCUCCAUAUAAGUUUACAUUUAAUAAGGAAGAGAAAUGCAAGCUUGUUUGUACAAAAGAAUAUGAUCUGAAAAAUGCCAAUGACAAACAGAUGCUAGAUUUUUUGAAAAAGAGUAUGCUAUUGAAUUAUCAGCAUCAUUGGAUUAUAGACAAUAUGCCUGUAACAUGGUGUUAUGAGGUGGAAGAUAAUCAGUGGUUUUGCAAUCCUGGAUUUCCCAUUGGUUGUUAUGUAACAAAAGAUGGCCACCCCAAAGAUGCAUGUGUUAUAAGUUCAGAGUUCAAUGAACACAAUACCUUCUACAUCUUCAACCAUGUGGACAUCAAAAUAGUCUAUCAUAUUGUAGAAAAUGAAGCACCUACAGCAAGACUAGUAGCAGCUAAACUUAAACCAAAAAGUUUCAAGCACACAAAUAUUGACAAACCUGAUUGCUCAGGACCACCUAUGGAUUUAAGUAAUGACGCUACUGAUGGAAAAGUCAAAAUUGCCUACACAUACUCAGUUACUUUUGAGGAAAACAAGAAUAUCAGAUGGGCAUCCAGGUGGGAUUACAUUUUAGAAUCAAUGCCACAUACACAUAUACAAUGGUUCAGUAUUAUGAAUUCUUUGGUAAUUGUCCUUUUCCUCUCUGGAAUGGUAGCCAUGAUCAUGUUAAGAACUCUGCAUAAAGACAUUGCAAGAUAUAAUCAGAUGGACUCUACUGAAGAUGCCCAAGAGGAAUUUGGCUGGAAACUGGUUCAUGGUGACAUAUUUAGGCCUCCAAGGAAAGGAAUGCUGCUUUCUGUAUUUCUAGGCUCUGGAACACAGAUUUUAAUUAUGACUUUUGUUACUCUGUUCUUUGCUUGCUUGGGAUUUCUAUCACCUGCAAAUCGGGGGGCGUUAAUGACCUGUGCUGUUGUCUUAUGGGUGCUGCUUGGAACCCCGGCAGGUUAUGUUGCUGCUAGGUUCUACAAAUCAUUUGGAGGUGAGAAAUGGAAGACUAAUGUUCUGCUGACAGCCUUCCUUUGCCCUGGCAUUGUGUUUGCAGACUUUUUUAUCAUGAAUCUGAUUCUUUGGGGCGAAGGUUCCUCAGCAGCCAUUCCAUUUGGCACUUUGGUUGCUGUUCUGGGACUCUGGUUUUGCAUAUCAGUACCACUGACAUUCCUUGGAGCCUACUUUGGUUUUAAAAAGAAUGCCAUAGAACAUCCUGUUCGUACCAAUCAAAUUCCUCGUCAGAUUCCUGAACAGUCGUUUUAUACGAAACCAUUACCUGGCAUUGUUAUGGGAGGCAUUCUACCCUUUGGAUGUAUCUUCAUUCAACUUUUCUUCAUUCUUAAUAGCAUAUGGUCACAUCAGAUGUAUUACAUGUUUGGCUUCCUGUUUCUGGUGUUUAUUAUUCUGGUUAUCACAUGCUCAGAGGCUACUAUUCUACUUUGCUAUUUCCAUUUGUGUGCAGAGGACUACCACUGGCAGUGGCGUUCAUUUCUUACUAGUGGCUUCACUGCUGUUUAUUUUCUAAUAUAUGCAGUGCACUAUUUCUUUUCCAAACUUCAAAUUACGGGUACAGCAAGCACCAUUUUAUACUUUGGCUACACCAUGAUAAUGGUUUUGAUAUUCUUCCUUUUUACAGGAACAAUUGGAUUCUUUGCAUGUUUUUGGUUUGUGACCAAAAUAUACAGUGUGGUGAAAGUUGACUGAAGAAACUGUCAUAUAAAAUACAGAAGCUAUCAAUCUAAUUUAAAAACAAGCCCUUGGAGAAAAAAAAUUAAGCUUUAUCUGAAGUACUGAUUUAUUUACUUUGAAUGAUACUGAAUAUACAUUUUUCCCACUCAAAUAUUUGUAUUGUAACUUUGAAAUCUGUUUCCACUUGGGUGUUCUUAAUGAACUUUGAAAUUAAAUAUUGUAUGCUUUUGUAAAUAUUGCUGUUCUAGAGCUUUUAAAGUCUAAUGACAAGCUUGAAGUGAUUGCAUUACAGAAUUUAAUGAUCCUUUUAAAAAUAUGGUUGUAAAUAUUUUGUAGGCCAGGAUCUAACAUUGUGCUAACAUACUUCUGCUAAUACUACAUGACUUCCCUCCUACUGUUCUCUACAGAGCCCAAAAAUAUGUUCCAGAGAAUUUCCCAGCACUCCAGAGCAAAUUUUGAGAGUGCAUGAGUUGAAGGCAAUUGCCUGUCCCUAGUUCUUCUGAUAGAACUGCUUGAUCAGCAGAAUGACACAAUUGUGUCCUGGCCCUGAGUUUGUUGGGUGGGGUUUAACUUGUUCUCUAAUGGGGGAAAACCAAUUUUCCAUCAUGAUUUUGAAGUUUGACUGACUGUUGCUCUGAAUUUGAGUGUUUUAUAUUGGAGCUGUGGCCAUGAAUCCUUCUUCUUAUUUGUGACUUCAUUGGGUUCUCGUUGUAUUGGCCUUUUAAAAUAUGUGCCUCUUGAGUGUUGGAAUCCACAUAUUCAUAGUUUCUAAUAAACAUCGUAAUUUUUUUCAGUGGAUCAUUACACAUUAUAAAUAGAUCCAUGAAAUUCUGUAAAUAAAAAUAUAUUGAUGAGAUUUUUUAAAAAAUAUGUAGAUUAUUUUAUUUUGUUAAAAUCCAGGUUGUUCUAACAUUUUUGGUUCAUCUUUGGUGUUACAUAAAUACAACACUCAUGUAUUCUGUAAGAAUGACAUUUUAUAAUUGCACUGGUGUGUCAAUCUUAAUCAGCUAGCAUAACUAAAUUAAGAGGUUGAAUAAUAUGUUGAAUAGAUCUGCAUACAAAGGAAGAUGCACUGCCAAGUCUGUUCAGGACAGAUUUAAAUGAAACAUAUUAUGUAGAGUGGCUGAGGGCUUUGUUCUUUUGACAUACACAAGCAGACACACUGCUUGCUUUGCGUCAAAUAGAGUUAAAUUUCCUACAUAUAGAAUUAAAAUUAAUCCAUGUGCAUCUUUGAAAAUUGCAGUGGAAACAUGUUUUUAUCUUGUUCAGUUACUUGAGUGUAAUGGUUCAUCUGUUAGUAAAACCUCUCCUGCUUCAAAAGAUUCCAUCUGCUGCAGUGUAACUGCACAUUUUGGGCUGGGAAGGUACAGUUAGGUAGAAGAACUAAAGUUUUUCUAAUGUUCUUAAUAUCAUAAUUAAUGAUGCUUGAGUAUUAAAAUCCAAUAAAAUAUCUUUUGUUAAUAA
Molecule: messenger RNA, 3523 nt
Organism: Pogona vitticeps (central bearded dragon)
Lineage: Eukaryota; Metazoa; Chordata; Lepidosauria; Squamata; Agamidae
Gene: TM9SF2
Product: transmembrane 9 superfamily member 2
Biological process (GO): protein localization to membrane
Cellular component (GO): membrane
Source: RefSeq, a predicted model, not a curated record